This is a messenger RNA of Microbotryum saponariae, 2249 nucleotides long. The record is from the annotation of a GenBank genome assembly. Lineage: Eukaryota; Fungi; Basidiomycota; Microbotryomycetes; Microbotryales; Microbotryaceae.
AUGUCCAUCUUCCUCCAGCCCACUCCCCCCGCGUUCAAGGACCUGUACGCUGUCUGCCCUGCCCAGGAUUGUAUCUUCUCACCGCUGACGUUCCUUUCUUCCGUCCCCUCCGCGCUGCUCCCGAUCUCUCCCACUUCCUGUUCUCCCACGCGCCGCUCGCCCCCCUUGCGCCUUGCCUUGCCCGCCGUGCCCGCCCGCCGUGCCCGCCUGUGCAUCCGCCGCUGGCUGUCGCGUCCACUUGGGCCGUUGGCGAUGGGCGACGCUUGAACGGCACGUUUGCGCAGUGGCAAAUCCGCCUCGGACUUGCUGAUCAAGGACCUGCCUCUGCACGGCAAUGCGAUCGAGGUCAAGGUGAGCUGUCGUGUGCAUCGGUUGUCGUGUCUCGCUCGUUUUCUGUCCCGCUGGCCGCCGGCGCCGCGGCCAAACAUGCGUCCACGCUCCACCAUGAGCUGCGCAGCGUCGUGUUGUGCACCCCGGGAACUACCCUCUCACCGCGGUUGCAAAUAGUCAACCACUGAGCGAGACGGGUCUUCAAGGGGCGAGUGCCAUGCACCGCUCUCGCACGGUGGGGUCUUGUCUUUUCCUCCCGGAAACGCCGCUUCGGUCCGGUCCUUGCUCGAUGCUUUCUUCUUGGGUCUUCUGAAAGAUCGUGUGUGCGACUUUGUCUGCCACGCGCCCACUUGCUUGGCCGGCACGAGCUCUCCGCUCGCGGGGUUUGGCUGCGGUUGGGCGAUCCUUGCAUUGGCUCCGCCCCGACUCUCCCCGACCGUUUGCUGCUUGCGGCCUCUACACGACGACCGCAACGGACUCGGAACGCAGUUGCGGAAGCCUGAAUUUUCUUGCAACCUUGCACCACAUCCUGCGGCCGAAGCUUGCGUUGAGCCUUCGCCGACCUCAUAGCGCUAUCGGGACCGUGGACGGGCGACCCCCACGUGGCGCGCUCCCGCACAACCGUCACCACAACGUCCCGAACGCAUGCUGAUCGAUUCUCCCUUGACCUUUGCUCUCCAUCCCAGACCCGAGCGCCCAACAACGUCGACUUCAAGGUCGCCGGUGUGCGCGAUGCCAAAUCCAAUCUCAUUGUCGGUGACCUCGAGGGCAAGUAUUCGGACCCCAAGAACGGCGUCACCGUCACCCAGACCUGGACCACGUCCAACAUCCUCAAGACCCAGGUCGAGUUGGAGAACCAGAUUGCCAAGGGUGCGUCCUCCAAACAUACUUUUUGCUGGUCAGGGCGGCAUGCGACCGGAUCGUGCUGAUUCGGUCCGUGACCGACGAUAUAUCUCUCCCAUCUUAUAUUUGCAGGCCUCAAGCUCGACAUUCAGGGCCACCUCUUGCCCGCGACCCAGGCCAAGUCGGCCUUCGUGACGGCCAUCUACAAGCAGCCGUCGUUGCACACCCGCGCUCUCCUUGACGUGUUCAAGGGCCCCACCUUCACUGCCGAUGCCGUGCGUCCCUCUUUGCCUCAGCGCUCCCCGUUGGACUAGCCCGAGACAAAUGUCCUGAUGUGUUUUCCACUGCAGACCGUCGGCCGGGAUGGUUUCCUCCUCGGUGCCGAGUCGACCUACUCGGUCCCCUCGGGCUCGAUCACGCGCUACGCCCUUGCCGCCGGUUACGCCGCCCCGUCGUACACCGUCACCGUACACGGCCUGGCCAACUUGUCGGUCUUCUCCGCAUCGUACUACCACAAGGUCAACAAGGAUGUCGAGGUUGCUGCCAAGGCUAUCUGGGACUCCAAGGGUGCUGCCACGCCCGGUGUCGAGUUCGGCUCCAAGGUCUACCUCGAUGUAAGUUCUCAGAGAAAUGACGCGCGUGAAUCGCGUCGCUUACGAUAUCCGACGUCUAAUGUACCUUACAGAACACGGCCUUCGUCAAGGUCAAGGUAAGCAUUCGUUUGCCCAUGCGCUGUUAGUUCGGUGCUGACAUCGUGCCUCCAUCUCACCACCGUAGGCCAACAAUGUCGGUGUUGUUGCUUUCGGCUACACCCAAGCGAUCCGACCCGGUGUCAAGGCCACCGUCGGCUUGGCCGUCGACACCACCCAGCUCGUUAGUCUAUGCCCUCGCUUCCGCUACACUGCCCAGGCACACACUGAUGUGCUCUUCACACCCAAUCCUACAGGAGGCCGCUGGCGCAGCUCACAAGAUCGGCACCUCGCUCGUCUUCGAGGCUGUAAGUCGAUGACCGCGGCGAAUGUGAAACAUCUGCGCACCUCACUGACACGAGGACCCUUGUCAUCUUUGUGCAGUAA